UGGCAGUGAUGUGUAGAAUUGGCACUAAUUGUUAUUUCAGUUUUCGUUUCUAAAUCGCUGGUUCUUCUCAAGCUGGAAUUGGUACACUAGUAGUAGUUUCUCAGAUCCGCGGGUACAGGUCAGCUAGUACUUACUGGUGAUAAAAUUUUCAAGGACCUGAGAGCACGAUUUGAUUCUGCCAUUGCCAUUGCAUAGAAAUGCAAGCAAGCAGUACAUAUAUAACUGGUAGUGGACCUAGUGGGUACCGCGUAGAACGCGGUUUGCAGUCGCUGUCCAAACGCGGUGCAGCAAGUCAGUCAACUCCGUGCAGAUUCCCAGUCAGUCAUUUAAAUCUUGUGGUCUACAAAAAUAUAAGGACAUAAGUACAUAGCCGAGUUCGAAAUUUUCCUCGCAACUGCCAGUCGUCUUCAAGUCCUCCAUUCUGUGUGCUAUAAACAAGGGCCGCCCCACAACGGAAUAAAAGAAAACGGAAGAGUCCGGAGUCGAGAGCAAAUACGCUAACAUCACUGUCUCUACUCCUGCAUUCACUAGAACGGAUAAGUAGUGUUAGAUCGACAGAGACAGAGGAGAGGCUGAGAUGCAGGCGCCGGCGUGUACCAAUGCUCCGGCGUGCCCGUUCCCCUUCGCCAUGAUGCAGUCUCAUGGUGCCAGGAUCGUCAGGUUGCACACCUACGACUGGGUUGCGCUGCUCCUCCUGAUCGCCAUGGAAGGUGUCCUCAACGCCAUAGAGCCGUUCCACCGCUUCGUCGGCGAAGGCAUGAUCGCGGACCUCAGAUACCCCAUGAAGAGCAACACCGUCCCGGUCUGGACCGUGCCGAUCGUUGCUGUCAUUGCACCUAUGCUCAUUUUCAUCGCCAUCUACAUCUGGAGGAGGAAUGCGUAUGAUUUGCACCAUGCUACAAUUGGUAUUCUGUUUUCUGUGCUGAUCACCGGCGUCCUGACGGAUGCGAUCAAGAACGCCGUGGGCCGUCCGCGACCCAACUUCUUCUGGCGCUGCUUCCCUGAUGGAAUCGCUGUGUACGACAACAUUACCACAGCAGUCAUAUGCCACGGCGACGCUAGCGUGAUUAAAGAAGGCCACAAGAGCUUCCCAAGUGGCCACUCUUCCUGGUCCUUUGCCGGCCUGGGGUUCCUGUCGUGGUACCUCGCCGGGAAGAUCACCGUCUUCGACCGACGAGGGCACGUCGCCAAGCUGUGCGUCGUCAUCCUGCCUCUCCUGCUCGCCGCCGUCAUCGCCAUCUCGCGGGUAGAUGACUACUGGCACCAUUGGCAGGACGUCUUCGCGGGCGGCAUCCUUGGAAUGGUGGUUGCGUCUGUUUGCUACCUGCAGUUCUUUCCACCACCCUCUGAUGACAAAGGUUUCUGGCCUCAUGCCCACUUCAGAGACAUAAGCGAGAGGGAAGAGGAGAGCCAGAGGCGGCGCGCUACUGAAAUGAGCAACAGUGGCUCAACCGCAAUUGUCCCUCGGCAAGGUGAGACGGGGGCAAACACGAGCCGAACGUUGGACGCGAUGGAGUCCGGUACGUAGGACAGGGCGAUGGCCCCAUGUAACAUGCAUGUAUGAUAGCAAAAAAAAAGUAACAUGCAUGUAUUGUGGCCUGUGGAUA
Triticum dicoccoides is the source of this 1607-nucleotide messenger RNA. Its product is annotated as lipid phosphate phosphatase 2-like. The record is from RefSeq and is a predicted model, not a curated record. The transcript has 7 exons. Lineage: Eukaryota; Viridiplantae; Streptophyta; Magnoliopsida; Poales; Poaceae. Gene Ontology annotation, biological process: phospholipid metabolic process; phospholipid dephosphorylation. Gene Ontology annotation, molecular function: phosphatidate phosphatase activity. The coding region runs from base 578 to 1528 and encodes 316 amino acids. Gene Ontology annotation, cellular component: membrane.